CAGGUCAGAAGGGGUUGAAAUGCGUCACUUCUUUAACAAGCACAACCCCUGUAUUGAUGAAACUGGAUCAGAAAAGCUUGUGGGUUUCUCCUAGUGCAAUACCUUCCUGUACUAAUUCAAGCCAUGCUAUGCCUCAGUGUUCAGAAAGUCUAAACAGGCAGAGAGUGAAAGGAGGGGUUAAACAGCAUUGGAGGGAGUUGCUCAACACUCCUCUUUUAGCAGAACAUUAGAAAAAGUAAGAAGAUGCAUUGCUGCUGAGAAACUCUUUCUUCUCUGUGAAUGGUGCUUAAAUGUAGAGACUGUCUUCAGAAACACAAUACAGGUUUCAUCACACUUUGAAUGAUUUUGACAUAAUGACAGCUGAGGAUUCCACUGCUAGGAUGAGUAACGACUCCUCCAACAUGUCUACAACCAAAGUUCCUGAAGGUGUAGCUGGUGCACCUAAUGAGGCUGCCCUGUUGGCACUCAUGGAGCGUACUGGAUAUACUAUGAUUCAAGAGAACGGGCAGCGCAAGUAUGGUGGGCCUCCACCUGGCUGGGAGGGGUUGCACCCUCCUCGUGGCUGUGAAGUCUUUGUUGGUAAAAUUCCUCGUGAUGUGUACGAAGACGAGCUUGUGCCUGUUUUUGAGUCCGUAGGACGUAUCUAUGAAAUGCGCCUGAUGAUGGACUUUGAUGGGAAAAACCGUGGCUACGCUUUUGUUAUGUACACACACAAGCAUGAAGCCAAACGUGCCGUCAGAGAACUGAACAACUACGAAAUCCGUCCUGGUAGGCUUCUAGGUGUUUGCUGCAGUGUGGAUAACUGUAGGCUGUUCAUCGGAGGUAUACCCAAGAUGAAGAAGAGAGAGGAAAUUCUAGAAGAGAUCUCCAAGGUGACAGAGGGUGUGCUAGACGUCAUUGUGUAUGCAAGUGCAGCAGACAAGAUGAAAAAUCGAGGCUUCGCCUUUGUGGAGUAUGAAAGCCAUCGAGCGGCCGCCAUGGCAAGGAGAAAGCUGAUGCCUGGGAGAAUCCAACUGUGGGGCCACCAAAUUGCUGUUGAUUGGGCAGAACCAGAGAUAGAUGUUGAUGAAGAUGUAAUGGAGACUGUUAAAAUCCUGUAUGUGAGAAAUUUAAUGAUUGAAACCACAGAGGAUACAAUUAAAAAGAUCUUUGGCCAGUUUAACCCUGGCUGUGUAGAACGGGUUAAAAAAAUACGCGAUUAUGCCUUUGUGCACUUUACAAGCAGGGAAGAUGCAGUUCAUGCCAUGAACAACCUCAAUGGCACUGAACUUGAAGGCUCAUGCCUGGAAGUUACCUUGGCCAAACCAGUAGACAAAGAGCAGUACACUCGUUAUCAGAAAGCAGCUAAAGGAGGAGCAGCAGCAACAACAACAACAGAAGUAACUCAGCAACCCAACUAUGUUUACUCUUGCGAUCCAUAUACACUAGCAUAUUAUGGAUAUCCAUACAAUGCUCUGAUCGGUCCCAACCGAGAUUACUUUGUGAAAGCAGGCAGCAUAAGAGGCAGAGGGCGAGGUGCAGCUGGCAACAGAGCCCCUGGCCCCAGAGGCUCUUAUCUGGGGGGAUAUUCUGCAGGCCGUGGCAUAUAUAGCAGAUACCACGAAGGGAAAGGAAAGCAGCAAGAAAAAGGAUAUGAGCUUGUACCCAAUUUGGAGUUGUCUGCUGUCAAUCCAGUUGCCAUUAAACCUGGUGCAGUGGCAAUCCCUGCUAUUGGGGCCCAGUACUCCAUGUUUCAGGCAGCUCCAGCAGCCAAGAUGAUGGAAGAUGGCAAAAUCCACACAGUGGAACAUAUGAUCAAUCCCAUUGCUGUCCAGCCGGAUCCAGCCAGCGCGGCAGCGGCAGCAGCAGCAGCGGCAGCAGCUGUUAUACCUGCAGUUUCAACCCCUCCACCUUUCCAGGGUCGCCCCAUCACUCCAGUGUACACCAUGGCUCCAAAUAUUCAGAGAAUUCCUGCUGCAGGGAUUUAUGGUGCAAGUUAUGUGCCCUUUGCAGCUCCUGCUGCAACAACAGCAACUAUAGCCACACUACAGAAGAACGCAGCAGCAGCUGCAGCAGCAGCAGCUUAUGGAGGCUAUGCCGGCUAUAUACCUCAGGCAUUUCCUACCGCAACAAUCCAGGUUCCAAUACAUGAUGUCUACCAGACAUACUGAGACUAUCAAACAGUGGGGGGUGGGGGGAGGGGACAAACACUGAAGGAACACUUUACUAUUUAUGAAGAAAGAACCUACUGCAAAAGAAUAUGUUUGGACUCAGUAAACUGAAAGAAAAAAAAACAAAACAAAACUGAAAGUGAAGAAUGUUAUCAAAUAUUAUGUUUUGAAAUAUUUUAUAUAUGUGACAUUUUCACUAAUUUUUUAGGAUAUUUUUAAAAUUUAACAUACCUGUAUUCAUACAUUUCUAAGUGACCUAUAUGCAUUAAGCCCAUUGCCCAUACAAAUUUAUACACAGUAGUGGGAUUGCAUAGGG
Messenger RNA from Dermochelys coriacea (leatherback sea turtle), 2466 nucleotides. It is a transcript of the gene RBM47, whose product is annotated as RNA binding motif protein 47. Gene Ontology annotation, cellular component: nucleus. The record is from RefSeq and is a predicted model, not a curated record. Bases 354 to 2150 code for a protein of 598 amino acids. NCBI's taxonomy places the organism in Eukaryota, Metazoa, Chordata, Testudines, Dermochelyidae. The transcript has 6 exons. Gene Ontology annotation, molecular function: mRNA binding.